UACGUCGUUACGAGAAUAUUCUUUAUGGUAAUUACGACGUUUAUAAUCUGUCAAAUUUAUUGACAAAUCAUACUUGCUGUUAUCGAGAACACAAACAAAAGACGUAACGAAAAUUGAUAUAAUAAGUUAUUACGGUCUCAAGCUGGAUAAAGCUGUGUCAACUUUUACUAAAAUGGUUUCAGUAGCUGGCAAAAAUGCUGAACGACGUAGCAGAGUGUUAUUAGGAUCGUUGCCACCAGAUUUCUUACGGGUUUCAGCGACUGUUCAACAGCAACAAGAAGCAGCCGAUCAUCAAGCAGCCGUUGCACUUCAAUUGGUAGAAUCUCCAUAUGUUCAAAAUGCCGUAGGUCGUUUGAGUAUCACUGUAGGUCAAGCAAAAUUGGUAAAAAAUUAUGGUAUGACCAGAAUGGAUCCGUAUGUACGAAUUCGAGUUGGUCACUGUGUUUAUGAAACGCAUACUGACACAAAUGGUGGGAAAAGUCCACGAUGGAAUAAAGUGAUGCAAUGUCUUUUACCGCAGGGUGUAAAUAGUAUAUAUUUAGAAAUUUAUGACGAAUGUUCGUUCACCAUGGACGAAUUAAUUGCUUGGACUCAAAUUCAAAUACCGCAAAAUGUAAUGCAAGGUGAAACUCAUGAAGAUUGGUAUCCGUUAAGUGGAAAACAAGGUGAUGGAGCUGAAGGAAUGGUACAAUUGGUUCUUAGUUAUACAACUGCUGCUGCACCAGCAAAUCCGUAUCCAAUGUAUGCUGUUUCACCAUUGGUUAUGGUACCUGCUUAUGGUGCUCCUGUGAGAGCUACACCUCCUGUUACAGUUUAUACAACUCCAACACCCGUAAUGGGUGUUAUUCCACCAGGAACAGCAGUUGCUGCAAAUCCACAAGCUGUAGCUGUUCCACAAGGUGUGGCUGCUACUGCAGCUCCUCCACAAGCACCGAUUCUUAGUGAACAGGAAUUAAAACAGAUUCAAGAAAUGUUUCCAAAUGUUGAUAAAGAAGCCAUUAAAUCGAUAUUUGAAGCGAAUAGAGGUAAUAAAGAAGAAACAAUUAAUUCUUUACUUCAAGUUCAAGAGAAUUAAAAAAUAAAAAUGUUACAAGUUGUUAAUUUUUUUAUAUUUUUUUUUGUGCUAUUAAUAAUAUUAAUAUAUUAUAUUAUGGUAAAGAACUGAUAUAUGUAUAUUUAUGUGGAGGUGUUUAAUUGUUAGCCAUUUUAAUU
Chrysoperla carnea is the source of this 1212-nucleotide messenger RNA. RefSeq names its product toll-interacting protein-like. Bases 173 to 1075 code for a protein of 300 amino acids. Gene Ontology annotation, biological process: ubiquitin-dependent protein catabolic process. Gene Ontology annotation, molecular function: ubiquitin binding; ubiquitin conjugating enzyme binding. The record is from RefSeq and is a predicted model, not a curated record. NCBI's taxonomy places the organism in Eukaryota, Metazoa, Arthropoda, Insecta, Neuroptera, Chrysopidae. The transcript is spliced from 4 exons. Gene Ontology annotation, cellular component: cytoplasm.